This is a messenger RNA of Striga asiatica, 3095 nucleotides long. Lineage: Eukaryota; Viridiplantae; Streptophyta; Magnoliopsida; Lamiales; Orobanchaceae. The record is from the annotation of a GenBank genome assembly.
UUACACUCCAAUUAAUAGUUACCAGCUUUUUAUUAUGAUUUUUUUUUUUCCUUUUUUAUUAAUCAUAAACAAUUCUUAUACAGAGUUUCAAUUGAAGUGUAUCGUCCCUAAACUGGGUUUCUUGAUCCUUUUUUUUUUAAGUGAAGUAACAUCUCAAGUGAAGGGAAAAUUUUGAUUGAGAAUGUGGGAAUUUUCAGUGGCUUUGUACAUGAUCAAAGUGUGGCCUGAAUCUUUACUUCUGGCGGCAGCUUAUGGCUUGUCUGAAUCUGCAUCGAUGGCAAUAUUCGGUCCUUUGAUCGGGCAUUGGGUGGAUAAUUUGUCGUACAUUCAGGUUCUUAAGAUUUGGCUAUUGAGCCAAAACCUCUCGUUUAUAAUUGCCGGGAGUGCAGUGAUUGCUAUACUAAUCCAUCCCGAAUUUAUGUCCACAAAUCGCGUGCCGUUUUUCGCUUUCAUUGUAAUAAUAAAUAUCUCCGGAGCCAUUGGCGUACUCUCGACUCUAGCUGGAACAAUCUUGGUCGAACGAGAAUGGGUGGUUGUGAUAUCCAAAAGCCAACCUCCGGGAAUUCUUACAAAUAUGAACUCGUUAAUACGUAGGAUUGAUCUAAGCUGCAAACUAUUUGCUCCUGUGAUAAGUGGAUUCAUCAUAAGUUUUGUUUCACUAAUGGCAUCGGCUUUUGCGCUUGCACUAUGGAAUAUAUUAUCCGUACACUUGCAAUAUCGGCUUUUAAUCUCGGUGUACAAUGGGAUUCCGGGACUAAGAGAAGCCGAUCAAAAAAGGGCUUCGAGAUUCUCGGUUAGGGAAGUGGAUGAAAAAUUUAAAUCCCUUUGGGAACGAAAAAGCUUGAUUUUUUCGGAUGAAAAUGAUCACGAAAGCAUCUCAAGAGGGACUAUAAUCAAGCGGUUAUUGAAAAUUUCUUAUAUAAGUGCGUGGAGAUUGUAUAUCGAGCAAGACAUCGUUCUCCCGGGACUUGCUCUUGCUUUGCUUUACUUUACCGUGCUUAGCUUCGGAACAUUAAUGACGGCUUAUUUGGAAUGGGAAGGCAUUUCCGCUUACGUCAUUGGCACGGGACGUGGAUUUAAUGCUAUAGUCGGGAUAUCCGCCACUUUUCUUUAUCCCAUUUUGCAAUCUCGUAUUUCGACUCUCAUAACAGGUCUUUGGUCAAUUUGGUCUCAGUGUAUUUGUCUCUUGUUGUGCGUAGCUUCCGUGUUUGUAAAGGAUAAACUCGUGUCGGCAUACAUGUUAAUGGGUGGAGUCGUGUCUUCACGGCUCGGUUUAUGGAUGUUCGACUUGUCGGAUCGAGUUGCUGAACCUGAUAGAUGUAUUGUGGGUGGCGUUCAAAACUCGCUUCAAUCGAUCCUCGACUUGAUGACUUACAUUAUGGGCAUCGUAAUUUCUAAUCCACAGAGCAAAACGAAGAACAAGAAAGUGUGUAAUAAAAAUGAUGAAUCAGCCAUUGUUGGAUCAAGAAGAAGAACAAAGACCACCUUUUUCUUCAACUCUGCUUGUAAAUCUGUAUGUGGGCCACUUUUUAGCCAGAUGGGGUGCCAGAACAGAAUGUGGGAAUUUUCAGUUGGUUUGUACAUGAUCAACGUUUGGCCGGACUCUUUACUUCUAACAGCGGCUUAUGGUAUAGUCGAAUCCUCAUCCACCGCCUUACUCGGGCCUUUAAUCGGGCAGUGUGUGGAUAAAUUUACAUAUGUUCAGGUUCUCAAGAUUUGGCUAUUUAGCCAAAAUCUAUCGUUUAUGCUAGCCGGGGGUUCGGUAAUUGCCGUAUUAACCAAUCCCGAUUUGAUAUCCGUAAAUCGUGUGGCAUUUACAGCUCUUGUCCUGUUAAUUAACUUUUCGGGAGCAAUUGGCGUGCUCUCGACUCUAGCCGGAACAAUCUUGAUCGAACGAGAAUGGGUGGUUGUGAUAUCCGAAGGCCAACCUCCGAGAAUCCUCACGAACAUGAACGCGAACAUACGAAGAAUCGACUUAACGUGCAAACUAUUAGCUCCGGUAGCUUCCGGAUUCAUCGUUAGCUUCAUAUCGUUAACUAGCUCUGCUGUAGCACUUGUACUUUGGAACACAUUGUCCGUUUUCUUGCAGUAUUUGCUGUUGAUGUCCGUUUACAACGGAAUCCCCAAAUUAGAAGAAGUCAGCCAAAGGCGGGCCCACAAAAGAGAAAGCUCGAUUUUUCCGGGACCCGAUCAGCCCGAAACGAGCUCCAACCGAGCCAUUAUCAGCCGGUUUCUAAUAAAUAACCCGUACAUUAGCGCGUGGGGAUUGUAUGUUAAGCAAGAUUUUGUUGUACUCCCGGGACUUGCUUUAGCCUUGUUGUACUUCACCGUUCUCAGCUUUGGGACGUUAAUGACGGUUGCUUUAGAAUGGGAAGGCAUAGAAGCUUACAUUAUCGGGACAAUGCGUGGGAUUAGUGCUGCGGUGGGGAUAUUAGCGACUUUUGUAUACCCGAUUAUGGAGUUUCGUAUUUCGACACUUAGGACGGGACUCUGGUCGAUUUGGUCUCAAUGGACGUGUCUCUUGCCAUGUGUGGCCUCGGUUUUCGUCAAGGAGAAAAGGCUCGUUUCGGCAUAUUUGCUUAUGGGAGGAGUGGCUUUGUCACGGCUCGGUUUGUGGAUGUUCGACUUGUCGGUCAUUCAACAAAUGCAGGAUCAUGUAGCCGAAUCCGAUCGAUGUGUCGUUGGAGGCGUACAAAAUUCGCUCCAAUCCAUGCUCGAUUUGAUGACUUAUGUUAUGGGAUUACUAAUCUCGAAUCCACAGGAUUUCUGGAAAUUGACAAUGUUGUCAUUCGUGGUGGUGACGUUAGCGGCUGCACUGUACAGUCUCCAUAUUUAUCGUGUCCGAAAGCAUUUACUUCAUCUGGACAAGCUUUUCUCAUUCAUUCAAAGGGCUCCCACGUUAUCUUGAGGUUGUUUAAAAUUAAUUAAGUUAAUUCACAAACAAUUUUGAUUUUUGAAACCACCAAAACUAGAAAUGUAGGGAAUGGGGAUAAGUUUUUCAAAAUGUAGGUGUUUUAUUUCAUUUGAUGAUUUAAUGAAUGAUACGUGCACAUGAUGAUGUCAUAUUUAUACAUAUAAUAUUUGUUUAUCUAGCG